CUCCACCACUGCUCCUACUGUCUUCAGUCUCUUUGCUCGGUUGCUAUCACUUGUAUUCAGCGGUUAGCAUCUUUUUAAUUAUUGUUAUAGUCGCAAACGACUGCAAGCCUGUUGCCGCGACGAUGGUUCUCGCGCGAUCGCUCCUUGUUGCGGCAUCCGCGUCGCUGGUCGUCCUUCCGUCGCAAGCCGUGGGGACGUCGGAGCUGCAGAGCGUCCUGAAGAACACCCACGGGGGCAAUGAAUAUGGCUAUCCGACCGAUUUCACCAGGGGGAUUAUGCCGAUCCCGGUACAUUCUCAUAAUGAUUAUUGGAGAGAUAUACCGUUCUACACAGGGAUUUCCAAAGGAUGCAUCUCGACGGAGGCAGAUGUGUGGCUGUACAACGGCACGCUUUAUGUCGGUCACGACGAGUCCUCCUUGACGGAGCAGCGGACGUUUGAAACACUCUACGUCAACCCGAUAUUGGACGUGCUCAAGCGUCAGAACCCGACGAGUCGGUUCGUGACGUCUCCUACGAAGAACGGCGUCUUCGACACGGACACUUCCCAAACGCUGUACUUCUUCAUUGAUGUGAAGACCUCCGGCCCGGAAACCUUCCAGGCCGCGAUUGAUGCGUUGGAGCCGCUCCGGGAACGGGGCUACCUCACGACCCUCAAAGACAACAAGAUCACCAAGGGCCCCGUCACGGUGAUUGGAACGGGUAACACGCCGCUCGACAUGGUCUCCCCCGUGACCAGCCGGGACUACUUCUUCGAUGCGCCUCUAGAGUCCCUGGGCGAUGCGAAGUAUUCCGAUCUCACGGGCCUCGUCUCCCCCAUUGCGUCGACGAAUUUCGAGGCGGCCGUGGGCAGGCUCGUCAGCGACGCGCUGAGUGAGAAGCAGCUGGAUGCUCUCCGGUCGCAGAUCCAGACGGCCAAGAGCAAGGGCAUCGGGGCCCGGUACUGGGGGACGCCGUACUUCCCAAUCCGGAAGCGUAAUUUUGUGUGGAGGACGCUGCUGGAGGAGGGCGUGACGCUGUUGAAUGCGGAUGACCUGGAUGCGGUGGCGAUAUACUUCUAAGGGUCGCAAGAUGUAAUUCAGUUAUAGCGACGAGGUUAUUCAUAUCUCAUUCAUAGGCAUCUGUAGUAUACCAACCAGCCGUGUGGAUCGGUCAAUGCAUACAGUAGUCCCG
Aspergillus heteromorphus CBS 117.55 is the source of this 1170-nucleotide messenger RNA. RefSeq lists its product as uncharacterized. Gene Ontology annotation, biological process: lipid metabolic process. Bases 123 to 1058 code for a protein of 311 amino acids. The record is from RefSeq and is a predicted model, not a curated record. Gene Ontology annotation, molecular function: phosphoric diester hydrolase activity. The transcript is spliced from 6 exons. Lineage: Eukaryota; Fungi; Ascomycota; Eurotiomycetes; Eurotiales; Aspergillaceae.